AUGCGCGAACGAGACGCCGUUGCUCCUUGGGUGUCCAGCGAGGACGCAGGCCCUGGCUUCUCCUCGGCCUCUCGUUCGUCUCCAUUCCGUCCGCGGGAUCAUCUCGAGAGUCUGAUCCUCAAGCACGGUUACCCCACUCCGGUGUCCCUGUCCUCCCUGCGGGAUCUCACGGCAACCUCCUCCGCAUAUCAUCCCCCAUCGCCGCCCUCUCGCUCCUUUCGCUCUUCUCGUCCUCAUCUUCGGCAUACCGCGGAUCUCCCCUUAGACGCUUUCGAGUCUCUCUCCCUCUCUGCCUCCUCUACCCGGCCAAUCCCGAUUCCUCGCCGGGCCUCCCAAUACGUCGACAUCGAGGAUCUCCCAGUGACUCCGCUCACCGGCCGAUUCGAUCACGACGACUAUAUUGAAGAUUGGGAGCGCGCCUCACUCUCAGCCAAGUCUCGACACCUCCGCUCCCCACGGUCCUCCUAUAGAGGCCGGGAAGUCAGAAUGCGCUCCGAUCGUUCGCCCUUCUAUUCGCCUGUGGCAUCUCCUACCAUGUCUCCCCGCCGCCCAAGCUCGCCGCAGCCCGCGCGCAAAUCCCAACCCGCCCCAACCAAGCCCAUGCCCGGCUUCAAUCUGGGCAGCCUGCCGCGCUUUCACCCCGCCGUCUACCAGCCCCCUUCCACCGACGACCGAGAUGCCGUUUGGCAGCCUCCGUCACCGCGUCAGUUCCGGCAAACCAGUUAUCUCUCGGCGGGGUCACGCGACUCGAAAUGGGAACUCUUCGGUGGUGCCACGCAAAGCCCAUCCGCCCCGCGUCUCGACCCACUCCUGAGUCCUGGCCCUGUCACGCCGCUCGCGCUCGAAGCUAAUGACUACUUGUCCGCCAACUCAGGCUCAAAGUCGAGCAGCAAACCCAACCGCUUCUCACAAGACGGCACCGGGUACUCCACCGGAUACUCCACCGGGCCGCCAGCCGACUUGAUAGAACAACUCAUUGCGCGGGAGAACGAGAAGGCUCGUCAGAAGAACCGCAAAUCCACCAAGGGUCGGUGA
Messenger RNA from Penicillium macrosclerotiorum, 1035 nucleotides. RefSeq lists its product as uncharacterized. The record is from RefSeq and is a predicted model, not a curated record. The transcript is spliced from 3 exons. NCBI's taxonomy places the organism in Eukaryota, Fungi, Ascomycota, Eurotiomycetes, Eurotiales, Aspergillaceae. The coding region runs from base 1 to 1035 and encodes 344 amino acids.